AUGCCUUUUGAUCAAGAUCCCCUUACCACUCUCUCUCCACCUACAGUUCAGAAUGGUACCACUCGCAACUGGGCUGCCACGUCUCUUUUACACUAUAAAUUCUCCCCCAAACCAUGGGACUGGAAGCUUAAUUUCGAACCCUCUGGGUUCGAAGAUGCCAUGCUUAUUCAAAUGCGCCAGAAUCGGCUCUCCAUGCGGGGGACAUUCCAUUUAUAUCUCCUAGGACAGAAGGCGACAUUGUAUUCGUGCAUCCACACAAAAUAUAUGCACAUCAAUUUGGAAUCUCUGAGCGAAUCCAUCAGACGAGUCUUGAAUGAUGUCAAAGCACCGCAGUUGGCCACCGUCGAUGACGUGGCUAGCAAUCUAGCCAAUAUCUCUAUCACAGAGCCCGAGGACCGAGGUGCACGCGUAGAGCGAAAGGCACCUGACCUUAUUGGUGUCACGAGAGCCGAUAAAGCCAUUGUCUUUUCUCACAAUCCUAACAAGGAACGCCCUGGUAUUCAGACCCGUCAGAAGGAACAAAACAAUGAAUGGCUUGAAGGAUCUUCCGUAUUGAAGCGUAAAGAAUUGCAUCCGUUUGCAUCAUCCAACAACCAUUAUCUCGAGUUGUCUCAGUUUUUCAACAUAAAUACGGGUGCUGAACUGCGAGAGGAGAUCAUAAAAGGAAAUAAGACGGUCCUGAAGGGUUUGGUGGCAGUCGAGUUCAAGAAAGCUGGCCAUAUUGUUCCUCAUGAAGUGCAACAGAUUGCCACUAGGGCAGCUUCGCUCGCUGGCGGCGUCGAUCGAUUGGAAGGCACCAUGUCAAUUUUACAACAAGCCGUCCGAUACGGUUACCACUAUGGCGUAGACUGCAUCUAUGUCACCGACUACCUCAACGUAAUCGUCGCAAAAUUACCACGGCAAGCCGAAUCAGGGUUGGAUACCAGCGAAGAACAGACUCUCUUCGUUGACUGGGCUGUUGUUGAAAGAUAA
Messenger RNA from Heterobasidion irregulare TC 32-1, 972 nucleotides. RefSeq lists its product as uncharacterized. The transcript has 4 exons. NCBI's taxonomy places the organism in Eukaryota, Fungi, Basidiomycota, Agaricomycetes, Russulales, Bondarzewiaceae. Bases 1 to 972 code for a protein of 323 amino acids. The record is from RefSeq and is a predicted model, not a curated record.